UAACGACCCAUUUUCACGAAAACCAAACGUACGAUCGAUUCAAAAGUACAACAAAACACCAACAACUGCAAAUACAAAACCAAAAGCAAGCAGUACAAUCAAGAAGAACGAUUAAUCUACUUUUCCAAAGCUUCUUGCAAGAAUCAAUCUCCAUAUUACCCCUCAAUUCGAUCUUCAACCUACAGGCAAACAGCUUGCCACACAAGAAUUUCUUCAAACCCGCCAAACCCACUAUAGAUAAAAUAUGAAGAUUCUUACCAAGGAAGAAGAGGCUGAGCACUACAAUGCUACUUUAAAGGGUGGUAUUACAGGAGGUUUCCUUGGUCUCGCAAUGGGUGGCGCCGCACUCUACGUGGCCAACAGACGAUUCCACACCAUCCGCAGUCUCACCAUUCCCAUGAAAAGUUUCCUCGUCACAUCAUCCGGUACUUUCGCCGCCAUCAUCAGCGCGGAUCGCGCAUCUCGCUCAUACGAAUGGAAUCGCGACCCCUCGCGAAAUUACAAGGACAAAUCGACGCUCCUUCUCGAACAAGAAAAGGCCAAUGAAACUACUGCGCAGCGCCUCAAGGCAUGGGGAAAAGAAAACCGAUACUCAAUCGUUACCGCAUCAUGGGUGGCCAGUAUGGGAAUCGCCUUUGGGAUGGUCUCCAAAAAUAAAUAUUUGACUGGAGCCCAGAAGUUGGUACAAGCAAGAGUUUAUGCGCAAGGGUUGACAUUGGCUGUAUUGGUUGCAUCAGCGGCAUUCGAGAUGGGAGAUGCUAAGAAGGGAACAGGAAGAUGGGAAACGGUUACGGUGUUGGAUCCAAACGAUCCGGAACAUAAACAUUUGAUCCAGAAGAAGAUUCACCACGAAGCUUAUGAAGGAGAAGAUUUAUGGCGUGAUAUGGUAGAAGCUGAAGAGCGCCGCAUUAAUGAACGCAAGAGAGCAGCAGAAGAAAGAAACCACUCCCCGGGCAAAACAUCCUCGGGUAAAGAAAACAAAGAUAAAAUCUCUAGGGAGAUGAAGAGUGCUGGAAAGGUAGCAUUCGCAGAUGCCAAGGAGAGAGAAGAGAAGAACCAGGCCGAGCAAGCUGAAAAGGAAGCGGAUGCAAAAAACGAGUCCGCACAGUCUGAACCAAAAGUGAAUGGUAGAAAUAAGAUCUAAAAAUGGAGUAUUUGGCUACUCAAUCUUUCUGGUGUUUUGUAUGGGCAUUGGAUGGCGCGCUGAGUGAUUUCUGGAUGAUAGAUGGGGG
Botrytis fragariae is the source of this 1232-nucleotide messenger RNA. RefSeq names its product putative mitochondrial hypoxia responsive domain-containing protein. Gene Ontology annotation, biological process: mitochondrial respiratory chain complex IV assembly. The record is from RefSeq and is a predicted model, not a curated record. The transcript has 3 exons. Bases 245 to 1144 code for a protein of 299 amino acids. Gene Ontology annotation, cellular component: mitochondrial inner membrane. NCBI's taxonomy places the organism in Eukaryota, Fungi, Ascomycota, Leotiomycetes, Helotiales, Sclerotiniaceae.